CCUUAAUCCUCUUGAUCUUCUUCCCAUCAAGUAGGCUGGAGCACGCGUAUAAGGCUUCAAAAUGUCCGGGACAGGUCCAAGGGAAGCUAUCUUUCCGACGAGGAUGAAUCUCACCUUGACUAAAGGUCGUCUCAAAGGUGCUCAGACGGGUCAUUCUCUACUGGCCAAGAAGAGAGAUGCUUUGACCACACGAUUCAGACAGAUCUUGGCUAAAGUGGAUGAGGCAAAACGCCUCAUGGGUCGUGUUCUCCAAUUAGCCUCUUUCUCUCUCGCCGAAGUGACUUAUACCGCCGGUGAUAUAGGCUACCAAGUCCAAGAGAGCGUUCGAAAAGCGAGCUAUACGGUCAGGGCCAAACAGGAGAAUGUGAGCGGGGUGGUGUUGCCCGCUUUUGAGGGUGUGAAGAAUAAAGAUGGGAAUGACUUCAACCUGACCGGUCUGUCAAGAGGAGGACAACAGAUUCAAAAGUGUCGAGAUACAUAUGUCAAAGCUGUAGGAACUUUGGUAGAACUUGCUUCUCUUCAGACCGCUUUCACGAUCCUCGACGAGGUUAUUCGAGCUACCAACCGACGUGUCAACGCAAUUGAACAUGUCGUCAUACCACGAUUGGAUAAUACUAUCAAGUACAUCAACUCUGAGUUGGAUGAGAUGGAUCGAGAGGAAUUCUUCCGACUGAAGAAAGUACAAGGAAAGAAAAAACGAGACGCCGAUCGGACCGAUUCCGAAAGAGCAGCCGCCAAUGCCGAAUUCACGGAAUCAGGCGGUGAGGUGCAUAGGGAUGAAGGAAUCAAGGGAGGUGAAGCGGGAGGUGGAGACAUGUUGGAUCAAGGCAAGGAUGAAGAUGUGAUUUUCUGA
This is a messenger RNA of Tremella mesenterica DSM 1558, 853 nucleotides long. RefSeq lists its product as uncharacterized. Gene Ontology annotation, molecular function: proton-transporting ATPase activity, rotational mechanism. Gene Ontology annotation, biological process: vacuolar acidification. The coding region runs from base 62 to 853 and encodes 263 amino acids. Lineage: Eukaryota; Fungi; Basidiomycota; Tremellomycetes; Tremellales; Tremellaceae. Gene Ontology annotation, cellular component: vacuolar proton-transporting V-type ATPase complex; fungal-type vacuole membrane. The record is from RefSeq and is a predicted model, not a curated record. The transcript has 6 exons.